Molecule: messenger RNA, 533 nt
Organism: Mangifera indica (mango)
Lineage: Eukaryota; Viridiplantae; Streptophyta; Magnoliopsida; Sapindales; Anacardiaceae
Exons: 1
Coding region: 24-278 (84 amino acids)
Source: RefSeq, a predicted model, not a curated record
GCAAAUUAAGAUUAAAAUCGAAAAUGGAGAAGCAACAAGAUAAUCAAGCCGGCGGGAGAGACGCUUCUGAAAAGAAGAAAGAAAAUUUAGAAGAACUUCCGAUGAAGGACAGCCCGUAUUUGCAGUACAAAGACGUGGAGGAUUACAAGAUGAAGGCUUACGGAACAGAAGGCCAUCUGGAACCCAACCCUGGCCGCGGCGCUGGCACCACCGAUGCCCCAACCCUUUCCGGUGCUCCCUCCCCCGCUGAUGCUGAUAAGCGCCGAGGAGCCCGCUAGAUUCAUUUAUAUAUCUGUUUUAAGAUUAGGGAAGAAGUUCAGCCCUUGAUCAAGAAUCCAAUAAAAUAAAAAGUUUCUAGAGAAUCGAGCUCUUUUCAAGAUCUUGUAUUUGAUUUAAUAUCCAAUGUUAAUGGUCUAAAUUUUAGAAUUUUCAUGUGUUGAAAGAAAAUUUAAGAGACAAUUUGUUGGAAGAAAAACUUUCGAAAUAUGUAUACGAAGGUAAUAAUCGUACGCUGCUUAUUAUUUUAUUUGAUG